Molecule: messenger RNA, 733 nt
Organism: Raphanus sativus (radish)
Lineage: Eukaryota; Viridiplantae; Streptophyta; Magnoliopsida; Brassicales; Brassicaceae
Product: CLAVATA3/ESR (CLE)-related protein 1
Exons: 1
Coding region: 319-552 (77 amino acids)
Biological process (GO): cell-cell signaling involved in cell fate commitment
Molecular function (GO): receptor serine/threonine kinase binding
Source: RefSeq, a predicted model, not a curated record
GCUUACUUUGGUAUAUUUUAUCAUUAUAUUUGUAUAUUUGGUGAAAUCUGGCAUAUCUUAUAUGUUGACAAAAAAAAACAAUAUAUAUGUAUUGUAAGUGCAUGUGCGCUCGAACGGGCACUUUGCAGAAGUUGGAAAUUCGUCAAUUAUUGGCUUUUACGACCGCCUUAUCUAUUUUAUAAUACAGCACAAAGAUUAUCAUGAUCCCCACGCCAUUCUCUAUAUAAAUGUCUCAGGCAUAUGAUGAAAAACGUACCUCAUUAUUACAUAAAACAUAUAAACACCUUACGUAUUGAAUUAUUAAUUAGCACAUAAAAUAUGGCUAACUUGAAGUUUUUGAUGUGUCUGUUCUUGAUCUGUGUUUCGUUGUCGCGAUCAUCAGCAUCUCGGCCAUUGCAGCAAGGGUUUGCAAACGCAGAUGGAAGUAGACGAGGGCGUAUGAUGAGAGAAGCAGAAAAAGUGUUGAAAGCUAAUAUGGAAAAGCUAAUGGAGAGAGGUUUUAAUGAGUCCAUGAGACUAAGCCCUGGAGGUCCUGAUCCUCGUCAUCAUUGAGUACGAACACUCGUAGAUUUAAAGUUCCAUGGAUGUAUUUUUUUCUUUUUCUCGAUCGAGAACCGGUUUAGAAGAAAUUAAAACAUAUUGAUCCGUUUUGUAUUGUAGCCUUGUUUGUUCGUUUGGUAUAACCAAAAUACAUUGAGGUAUCUGCUCGUUGCACAUUUUUAUGAAUGGAGCA